CGGAGCCCCAGCCUCCAUUUCCCUCAGACUCAGGAGUCUGGACGCAAAGCCGCACUGCCCCAGGAGGGUUGAGCCUCCUCCUCACUGUGCUGCUAGGCAUCGCAGUCCCAACCCAGCCCCCCAGUCGGCCUCCUCUCCCACUCUUGGGGGACCAAACCAGAAGCUUGAGGACCUCCAGUUGGACCCCUUUCCCCAGUUGUGGGUGUUGAAACUGAGGCCUAGGUAGGAGAGGGGCCUCCGUGCCCAUGAGUCACCCUCUCCACGCCAGGCAGCUCCCCACCCCGAGGCCUUCGGAUCCCUGAGGCCUGGUACUGCCAAGCUGCUCAGGUUACACACGCCCCCUGGUGAGGCCUGGGGUGCAUCGGGACCAGGGGACUCUCCAGCAGGUGCUCUGGCCUGGGGCCCGACCUCCAUUUUCUUGUUGCCCUGCUAGGUCCCCUGGUUGCUGGGGGGCCUCCCUAACAAUGGGACUCAGUGAGGCCUUCUGAGCCUCAGGCCCAUUGGCCCCUGGUUGCUAGGGGGAAGACCCCGUGACAACCAGGUCUUAGGAGCCUUUGGGCCACCUGGCGCUGCCUCGUAGGCAUCAAGUUACUAAACAGGGAUUCCCUGACAAGGUCUCUGGGAUCCCCACCUCUCAGGGUCCCCCGGUUGGUAUGAAGGAGAUGUCAUAGUCCCCUGCCAGCUUUCCUCCCAGGUUGCUAAGGUGGCUCUCUUAAUGCCCAGACCCCCACCUCCACCCCAGGCCCCUUCCACCUGGUUGCUAAGGAAGCAACUCCCUAGCACCCAGGCCAGUGUGACCCCUUCUUCCUUCUUCCCCAUUGCUAAGGGGGCUCCCUAGCAACAGAACUUAGAAUCCUGGGGGCUGGGGGGCGGGCGGGGCCAAGCCAGUUGCUGGGGUGAUGGCCUUCAAGGUCUCUCCCCACAGAGGCCCUGAGGGUCUGGGGAGGCAACAUGGUGGGUUCUGGGAUCCCAGCUUUGAGCCUCUUCCUGCUGAUGCAGGGCUCAGUAGAUGGAAAUGGAAUCCAGGGAUUUUUCUAUCCAUGGAGCUGUGAGGGAGACGUGUGGGACCGGGAGAGCUGUGGGGGUCAGGCGGCCAUCGAGAAUCCCAAUCUCUGUCUGCGUCUGCGAUGCUGCUACCGCGACGGGGUCUGCUACCACCAGCGGCCAGAUGAAACUAUGCGGAGGAGACACAUGUGGGCGCUGGGCUGGACGUGCGGAGGCCUCCUCUUCCUGAUCUGCAGCAUCUGCCUGUUCUGGUGGGCCAGGCGCCGGGAUAUGCUGCACCUUCCAGGGUUCUUGCAGGGCAAAUGCAAACUGUCGAGGACUGUCUCCCUGUUAUCCAAGGACCGGGGGACUCUGAGCGAGAAAAAGACGGCGUCCAUCGGCAGCAUGCAGCCCUCCCUGCCGACGGAGGGGGGCUUGGAAGCCUCGGGGGCCACCGAAGGGGAAGGGACGGAAGGGGGCGAAGAAACAGAAGGGGCGGAUGAGGAAGAUUAGGGGUGCCCCCGGGGGGACCCCUCAAUACAGAUAUAGCAUAUA
Equus caballus (horse) is the source of this 1539-nucleotide messenger RNA. RefSeq names its product transmembrane protein 190 (gene TMEM190). Gene Ontology annotation, cellular component: inner acrosomal membrane. Gene Ontology annotation, biological process: hematopoietic progenitor cell differentiation. The record is from RefSeq and is a predicted model, not a curated record. Lineage: Eukaryota; Metazoa; Chordata; Mammalia; Perissodactyla; Equidae.